AUGUGUCACAUGGAAGUUAAAAACACGUCAGUUGUUUUGGAUAUUUUCCUUCAUGGACUCACAGAUGACACCGAACUGCAGCCCUUCAUCUUUGGCUUUUUUCUAUGCACGUACUUUACCACCAUCUUUGGAAAUCUUCUUAUAAUGUUUGCCAUCAAUUGUGAUUCCCACCUCCACACUCCCAUGUACUUCUUCCUCUGCUAUCUGUCUUUUAAUGACAUGUAUUUAAUCAGCAUUAUAGUCCCAAAGAUGUUGUUGAAUAUACAAACACAGGAUCAUAGGAUCACUUUUGCUGGCUGCCUCAGUCAGGGAUGCUUUGUGGCUGUUUGUGUCACCUUUGAGUGCUUUCUCCUUGGAAUAAUGGCCUAUGACCGCUAUAUAGCCAUUUGUUAUCCUCUAAGGUACACAGUCUUAAUGAAUACCGACUUCUGUGUUAUUGUGGUUCUUAUCUCUUUAUUCAUUAGUAUUAUAAAUGGUCUGCUGCAUAGUCUGAUGAUACUGCACUUGUCCUUCUGCAGAGACCUUGAAAUCCUCCACUUCUUCUGUGAAAUUGCACAAAUCAUCAAGCUUGCCUGUUCUGACAGCCUCAUCAACAACAUUUUGAUAUUUCUUACAGCUUCUAUUUUUGCUGGUGUUCCUUUGUUUGGAAUAAUUUUCUCUUAUGUUCACAUUGUUUCUACUGUAUUGAAAAUGCCAUCCUCAGAAGGAAAGUACAAAGCUUUCUCCACUUGUGGGUCUCAUUUGUCAGUUGUUUUCUUGUUCUAUGGGACUGGCUUUGGAGUAUACAUUACCUCAGAAGUAAUUGAUUCACCAAAGGAGAUUGCUGUGGCUUCAGUGAUGUAUUCAAUAGUUCCUCCAAUGUUGAAUCCCUUUGUCUAUAGUUUGAGGAACAGGGAUAUGAAGGAGGCCCUGAAGAAAGUUAUUUGUAGGCUUCUGUUCUGUGAUGUAUGA
Molecule: messenger RNA, 951 nt
Organism: Apodemus sylvaticus (European woodmouse)
Lineage: Eukaryota; Metazoa; Chordata; Mammalia; Rodentia; Muridae
Product: olfactory receptor 7G1-like
Exons: 1
Coding region: 1-951 (316 amino acids)
Biological process (GO): G protein-coupled receptor signaling pathway
Cellular component (GO): membrane
Molecular function (GO): olfactory receptor activity; G protein-coupled receptor activity
Source: RefSeq, a predicted model, not a curated record